AUGGGGCAAUGUGGACAAGGACAUGCCCAGAGCCCAGUAACAAGACCCCGUAAAGUCAUCGGGCUUGAAGGUGCUCACAUUCAGCAAAUCUCUGCUGGCACAUCUCAUAGUGUUGCUACUACCGCUCUUCCAUAUGACCGGUACGUUUAUAAGCUCAUUUUAGAGAGAUUCACUUCACCCUGGUUCAUAAAAAAUGUUUUUUACAUUUUCUUUGUAAAUUCAAAACUUUACCUCUAAACAUACAAUGUUAAUAUCUGUUUAUUUCACCACUAAUAAUUUUUUAAUAUAACAGCCAGGUGAUAGCAUGGCAUAGGCCAUUUUGUGUUGAUCUCCAAGAAGCAACAUUUUCUGUACUCAGCACAUUCCUUGAGCGGUACUGUGAUGGCUUUGAUAAUCCAGAGCCGCCUCCACCAUUUGCAAACAAACAGUAUGUAUGUUUUUUUUCUGUUGAUUGAAGGAUUACAAUUUUUUAGCAUGAACAUUAAAAAGAAAUAUCUAAAAAAACUUCAGUUUCUGAUGCUUUGAUUCCUUGAUAUGAACUGAAAUAGCCUUGCUAAAAUAAAAUCUCUAUAAAAUCUUAAACCUAUUGCUUGAUUAAAAUUUUUCACCUAAUAUUUUACAGACAGCACCAACAGUUUGUCUUGCUGUGUCUCAAACUGCUGUCAUCACAUCUUUCCCUUGCC
Messenger RNA from Lymnaea stagnalis (great pond snail), 683 nucleotides. The record is from the annotation of a GenBank genome assembly. Lineage: Eukaryota; Metazoa; Mollusca; Gastropoda; Lymnaeidae.